AUGAAGUCCCUAUUAUUCACUCUUGCAACGUUUUUGCUCCUGGCCCAGUUGGUCUCAGGUGAUUUUUUUAUAAAAAAGUGUGCAAACAGAUAUGGCAAUUGCAGGAAGAAGUGCAAAACUGGAGAGAUACACAUAAAGCCGCCUACUUCCAUGUGCAGCAAGCAAACAAUGUGCUGUAUUCUGUCUGGGAAAGAGCUUUAUCCUCUCAUCUGCGGUAACUACUCAAACACUGCAACUACAGUAGGAGUUCCAAAAACUAUGACUGCAACUACAGUAGGAGUUCCAAAAACUAUGACUGCAACUACAGUAGGAGUUCCAAAAACUAUGACUGCAACUACAGUAGGAGUUCCAAAACCUAUGACGACCAAGAUGGGGAAGACCUCAAGGCCUGCGACAUGGGUGGCAAUUAACUUGACCAAGAACAUGGCGGCAUCGACCACGGUGAAGAAGAUCAGGGGGGCAGCCAGACCUAACUCUUGA
Molecule: messenger RNA, 480 nt
Organism: Rhinolophus ferrumequinum (greater horseshoe bat)
Lineage: Eukaryota; Metazoa; Chordata; Mammalia; Chiroptera; Rhinolophidae
Gene: DEFB126
Product: defensin beta 126
Exons: 2
Coding region: 1-480 (159 amino acids)
Biological process (GO): innate immune response
Cellular component (GO): extracellular region
Source: RefSeq, a predicted model, not a curated record